GUUGCCUUCAACCUCAUUACCUCACUCACAGUCACACUUGUGUAAUUAAAAAUCCCUACUCAGGCGACCAAUUUUCGCCUCUCUCGCUUUCUCCUAUCAUCGUGCUCUCUCUUACCUCUCUCGGAGAUAUUUUACUCAGAUUGAUAGAUUUGGAGGGAUGACGCUAGGGUUGUUAUUGGGGAUCGGAAGAACAUUCCGAAGAAAGAGAGCUUCUUCGCUCGAUAUUCUCUCCCCCAAACGAGCUCCCAGAGACUUCUACAAGGGCAAAAACUGCAAACCUACUGGUUUCCACACCAGAAAAGGAGGAUAUGUUGUGCAGCCAGAUAAAUUGCCAAACUACGUAAUCCCUGAUCUGACCGGCUUUAAGCUGAAACCAUAUGUAUCUCAGUGCCCUGUACAAGUCCAAAAAACCGAGUCAGCUGAAGCUUCCAAGUGAAAAAAAAAAGUCAAGAAGAAAUGCGUUUUUGAAGUCUUCAUUAGCUUAAAGUAAGGACUGUGUUCUAAGAAAUUCGUCUUCUAUGAUUCUUAAUCAUUUUGGUUGGGAUAGUGAACAAGGUUCUCCAUUUUUGUUGGGAAUUGUCAAUUCAAUUUAAAGUUCCAAGAUUUGUUAAGGUUUUUUUUUCCCAACAGAAGACUCAAUAUUGGACUACUCAGAUAAAC
Eutrema salsugineum is the source of this 660-nucleotide messenger RNA. Its product is annotated as 39S ribosomal protein L41, mitochondrial. Bases 158 to 436 code for a protein of 92 amino acids. Gene Ontology annotation, biological process: translation. Gene Ontology annotation, cellular component: mitochondrial large ribosomal subunit. The transcript has 4 exons. NCBI's taxonomy places the organism in Eukaryota, Viridiplantae, Streptophyta, Magnoliopsida, Brassicales, Brassicaceae. The record is from RefSeq and is a predicted model, not a curated record. Gene Ontology annotation, molecular function: structural constituent of ribosome.